GGAAAUAUCGGGGUGGCGCUUUUGCUGUGGUCGUCGGUCCGAACUCGUGUGCUAGGAGGGAGAGGUAUACAGAGGCAGGAGACCCCCAGGCGCAAAGGUCUCCUCCUCGCUGCUCUGCAAAGAGAGCAGAGUAGAGAAGAGAUUAAAGGAAAGCUUUGACUGAGUCGAAAAAAACGCCGAAGGGACGAGGAAGAGUGAACGGGCGAGAAACAUCGCGGGAGUCAAUAUGGCUGCCGCGUCAUCACAGCCAACGCCUCUGACCUCAACUCACGGUGCGUCUUCUUCUGCGUGUCUCUGCUCUUCUUCCUGCUGCUCCCGGCGCUGUCGAUCCUCCCGGGCUCCAACACACACUUUCCUCCGCCUUCUACAUACGUUUCUGCUCUUUCUCCCCGAUUGCUUGCGUGCCGUUUCUUUCCAACGUGACGCAUGCGCCUCCUGUCUCCUUUUCCACUGCUCUGCCACUAAAAAUGGAACUCCAGUUCGACGCAGAGCUGCCUCGGCUGCAAACUCGCGCCCUUCCUGCUGCCUCAUCCUGGAUUCAACCUGCCCUCGUUAGUCCUCAUCAUCGGCCCUGUCUUCGCCCCCGUGUCGCUCGGCGCGCUUCCCCUGCGUCGCCUUCUUCCUCUUCUCGAGUCUCUUCUUCCUCUUCGUCUUUCUCCUCUUGCUCAUCUUCUUCCUCUGCUGCGGAGCAUUCCAGGUGCUGUCGUGUCUGUCAAAGCUACCUAGGAGGUGGAGGGAGAGGUGAGGCGCUGCACCUGCCGCUGCGUGGACAGCGGCCUGUACCUCUUGCCCUCGAAAAACGUUUAGACGACCUCGCGAUCAUUUUUUUCAUCAACGGCUGUCUUCGCGGAUCCGGUGAAGACCCAGCAGAGGAACAAGGCUUCUCUCGACCGCAAGACAGGAAGCGAACUCGCCGGACUUGUCGCGAUGCGCCUUACCCGAAUGACCAUCACUCAUUUUCAGUCGCGGCUUCUUUCUCACCAUCCACAUGCUCUCCUUCUUCUUCUUGCGGCUGGGCGCGAGCUGCCGACGGAGAGGCGUCAGGUCUGGCGUCUCGCAGAGUGUGGGAAGAGGCCAGCGCAAGCGGCGACUUGAGGGGGGGUCCGGCUGGGUGCCAUUCAGCAUCUGCUGCGCAUCCAGAGCCGUCGGAAGAUGAGUUGCUCGCGGUCUACUCCGAAGGCUUCUCUGCUCUGUUCGCUUCCGCCGGCCCUUUCUCAAAACACGGGGAGGCAGAGGAAGAAUGUUUUUCGGGGCAAGACAAGGAUCGCAGCCUUCCUUGUCCCCGCGGCUUGUCUGCGUUAAACGCUUGCUGUUUCCACCGUUUCUUCCCCUCCUGUCAGACCCGCGCAUGCGCCUCUUCGCCCCGAUGGUGCAGCUCGAGUCGCUGUCGAGUUGGAGAGGAAAGCAAAGAAGGAAACGCGUCUUCGUAUGAUGCACCCGAGGCCUGCACACUCGUUUCUCUCUCCUCCGCGGUCGGCUGCUCGUGCUCUUCCUCUUCUCCUUUUUCUUUGUCGCCGCCCUGUGGGUCUCGCGCACUUCUUCUGCUUCACCGAGAAUUCGCAAAGACGCCCGCGGGGGUCUUGGCGUGGCACCGCUUGCAGGCGUCGCUGCUGCGCGCCUCCCAGUCUCUGGCCUCCUUCUUCUCUAUGCUGACAGAGGCCUUCUGUCUGCUCCAGAAAUCGAGCUCCCGGCACCGUUGGCCUCCCUUGGUCCGCGCGUGGCUGCUGCCGCUGAGUCGCUGCGGCCCGCUGCCUCUGGAGAGGAGCGAGCAACGAAGGAAGGCGAAACGUGAGAGACAGACGAAGCGCGAGCGGGAGAAGCCGGACGAGGAAGCCGAAGAGUGUGGGCGCGAAGGCGGCGCAUGCAGGGUAGAGAGAGACAGAACGGCGACGCCCAAAGAACCGAUGGGGGGAUCAAUGAAGGCGCGCGACAGCAUCUGGAGACAUCGUUCGCUCUCCGCUUUCUCUUGGUCGCGCCAAGGCUGCACUUUCGCAGACUGGGUUGCCGACGCGUUGGGUCCACUGGCGAGGGAGGUGGCGACGAACUUCCACGUGGUUUUUCAGCUGCAGGGUCUCCUGCAGUUCCUUCUUCCGCCCUUCCCGGCGAGGAGCAGGCGCGUCUCUUUCCCUCCAAAGUCUCUGCCAGGUCGUCCGCCGUUUCGGCCUUCUUCGCCCCCUCCCGAGGUGCCGACGCACGUCUGUAGCCUCGCGGCUUCGUCCAUCGGCCGCGCUUCUCUCGCCGUUUCUUUCUCGCCUGGGUACACGGCUCAGCUGGAAGAGGUCCCGAACGGCCUCAGAUCCUCACUGGCCGCCAUUCGCGAGGCCGCAUGCGUCGGCGACGCGGAAGCUGUCGCGGGAGCCACGCUGUCUUCGCUCCCUUUCGCGGCUUCCGAGGCAGGCGCAGGGCUGGAGCCUGGGCUGGACGCGGGCCUACUGCCCCCGACCGCCGUCGCGCUUCUAGGGUGGUUCUUUCCCGAAGAGGAGGACAAAGAAAAGCAACUUGCCAGCGGACAGAUGCUGCAGAGAGCCACCUUGCUCCGACUGAAAUUCUUCAUCAAACGACUGCGCUCUGCCUUACAGGCGGGACGCCUCAGAGAGGCUUCUCGUCUGGCUCGUCGAGCUUUCCAUUCCUGUCCGUCGUACGGCGGCGAGCUGAUGCAUGCGACGGCCUUGAGUCUGAUCGCUGUUCAGGAGGGGGACCCGGUGCACGCGCUUCGCCUCCUUUCUUUCGCUUUUUCUCGGGGCUCUCUCCUCCUGUCGCUGUCUGUGUCCUCGGCUGAGGCGAGUUCGGGGGAGAAGGGCGAGACAAAAGAAGAGGACGCUUCAAGGGGAGCCGCCGGUCUCCGCGUCACCGAUGGGAGCUUCUUGUCGUGUCUUUUGUCCUCGAUUCCUCUCUCGAGAGAAGCCACCCAGGGCCUGCUGGGCGGCAGAGAGACGCGGACCCAAGGCGCAUUUUUCCUGUCCAGUGACAAAGACCCGGUUUCCCCCUCCGCUCUGUGUCUCUACGUCAUCGGUUUUCUGAGUCUGCGAAUUGCUCGACUCCUCAUCUCCUUCCCCGACCUGCUGUCCCUCCUCACUUGCGACCCAGUGGACACACUGUUCUCUCUCUAUCCCCCCACUGCCUCUCCCGUGCCCCUUCCGGGCCUGCGGCUCCCCUUUUUCCGGUGCCUGCGCGCCCCACAAGCUGGCGAAGAGAGCGGACAAGAGGCAGAGAAUCCAGGCCUGCGUGGAAGCGACAGCAGCGUCUCCUCCGCUACUCCGUCUGGUGCGGGUGUCUCCGUUUCGGCUUCUGUUUUCUCGCGGGCAGGGGAAGGAAGAGCAAAGACAGAGGCCGAAGGAAGCGACGAAGUUUCUGGAGUCAGCGCGCAAUCCGCUCUUGGAGGAGCUGGCGCUCGACUUCGGCCUGCAGAGUCGCCUCUGUCCCGCAGGAGCCUUCUCUCUCCUCCGCAGAGACAGACAACCAGACUGCCCUGUGCUUACUCUGCAACGGGAGAAGAACAGGCGGCGGUGACCACGGGGGCGAGCGACAGACGGGGCUUUGGCGAGCCUCCCACAGAGGGCGGAGCGACACGGGGGGGCCUUCUGUGGGCGACUUCACUGUCGCGCUUCACCGAGGAGUUAGGUUCCACCAGAACCGGAGAGACUGUCCGGCCUGCAAAGAAGAAAAGAGUGAACGGAGGUAACAACUUCUUCGGCGAGCCGAAGGAAAGGACGAGUCUGCGGCAGUCCUCCUGUAUUCCAGACUCACAAAAGCCGUUUCUUCUUCAUGACGAGGGAGAUCAAGGACACAGGAGAGUCUUUUGUAGCGCGGUCCGGAAACUCUCGGCGAGGCGUCCACUCGACGCAGACAGUUCCUUCUCUUUGGAUUCUCUUUUCGAUCACGGGACCCUCGUGUCUCCGUCCUCGUCUCCGUGCACUCCGUCACUGAAUUCUUCUCUUCCAGUCUUUUUCUGCCACGCUCGAUCUCUCUACGAAAGCAGACCGAGCGAAGAACGGGGGGCGGUCGUCGGCGUAGGCUACAACAGCCUCCAGACGUCCUCGCUUGAGGCGUUUCUGUCGCAUGCGCGGAAGAGAAUGAAGCGGCGACGAGACGAAGAGCGAGGACUCAUGCAAAGAGCGGCGGCAGAGCGAGAAGACGGGAGAAGCAGGCAAUCUCGAGGCCCCCGGCGGUCGUUGGAUCGCCUCGGAGAAGACUCGGAGACGGACGAAGGCGGCAGCGACCAGGACGAGGCCUGGUCUAGCGGAAAGAGGCAGAGACAGAGGGCUCGAGCCGUUUUGCUGGGGGCUGCCUGGACAGCGGCAAAAGAGAACGCGCGAGGGAACGCGGAGGACUGGAGCAAGUUGAUGCCGUCGGACAAACCCUCUGUUUUUCGCGCCUUUGGUCCGGAGACGAAGGAGAGUCUUGCGGCUUCUUCACCUUCGGUCUCUCGCUCUACCGGCAUUCUUGGAAUUUUAGCCAGCAAUCUCUUCUUGACGCUCGCCCUGCGGUGCUGUGAACUGCUGAACCUUCCUCGUUUUGUACAGGCUUCGCCUUCUCUCCUCCAGGACGUCGCUGACCAGCAGUCGCUGCAGGCUUCUUCUCGCUUUCCGUCUUUUUCUUCAUUUUGCCGAUCGCCUUCUCGGACCUCCACGCAUGCGUUCUCCUGUCGGCCUUCGUGCCCUCAGGGGUCCAGCUCGCUUCUUCUUCUCUGCCGGCAGUUGCACUUGAAAUGCCUGGUAGCAUGCCUCGUCUCGGCCUGGAGACAGAGCGAGAGGGAGGCAGAGGCGGCAAGAAGAAGAGAGAACAGAAGAGACGCCAGGCGUCCUUCCCACCGAGAAGAAGACGAAGAGGAAGAAGCGUACGCUCUCUCUGCACCGAAACAGUUCCUGGGUCUCGGUUCCGAAACAGAUCUUCUGCAUGAGGUUCUUUCCCUUAUGUCAGCCUUUGUCCAAGGGAGCGGGCGGAACAGAGAGACUCCGGAGUCUCCUGCAGACUGCGGACCUAGCGAAAGACAAGAACAAGGCUUCUUCAUGCAGCGUAGCACUUUCUGGGCGGCUGUCCGCUCGGCGAACCUCAGCGACCAAGAAGGCUGGGAUAUCUUGGCGCUUCUAUGUGCCACUCUAUCGGCAGACGGCGAGGGAGACGGAGAGGCGCGAGACCGCGAAUCUCCCGUCUGCGUCCAACAAUACAGAAAAGCAGAAGCUGGGAUGCGACGAGACUUCUGCGCUCUUCGCCGUCUGUUGUUUCAAAGAGAAGCUGCGUUGAAAUCUCGGACGAGUCGAGGAGGCAGUUGGAACCGACAACCGGGCGAAGCAGAAACAGUGACCGACUGUGGAGCACUUACAAGUGACGCAUGCAGAGAGGACGAAAGAACCGCGAGAGACAAGUCGAAGAACGGGCGAGACGUCGAUGCGCUCGCUCAGGAAGCAGCAGAGACUGUCGCAUUGGAACACCAGCAAGGAGGAAGAGAGCAAGGAGAGGAAGGAGAUGCAAGUGUGUUGAGUACAGGGAAGAGGUAUCCCUUUCGACGGUGCGAUGUCGUCCAAGCUCUCCACGCUCAAGCAGCCUAUCGGCUGUCGGUGAUGGCAGGAGCAGCCAGUGAAAUCCCCUUGGAUUCCUUCUUGCAGAAUUUGCCCGUCUCCUUCUUUUUGUCUCAGACUGGCGCGCCGCGAGCGAUGGUGGCGAGCGGGGGAACGCUGGGUCUGGAGGAGGGGCGACGGUCGAGUGCGGAGGGCCAGGGAGAAGCCGAGGAGCAGACGAAACACAAAUGGCUGUUGGAAGAGUUUAUUCUCGCUGCGGAUAGAGAAGCGGAAGCUGUGUUCUCUGCUGGUUUGCCGGCGAGUUUGAACGAAUACUGGGGGACCGGGCCGGACUCUUCCGGUUUCACUGCCUAUGAGGACGAGAGAGAAAACAUUUUCACCUUCUUGCAAGACUUCCCCACUCUUCAGCAGCUCCUCUCUCUUGCAGGUGCAAAGCAUGGAGAGGACUGCGAAGAAGAGGAGCGAGACGGCGCGAGAGACGAGUUGUUCAUUGCAGCAGAUCUCCGCCUCCUCCUCAUUCUUGUCCAUCUCCGGAACUUGUCCCCCAUCCGUCACCUUCUUCUUCGUCUCGACGACUCCGUAGCGAGACUGCAGGCGAAGCGCGGCAUGGGGAGACGCGGGCCGGCGAUUGCAAGUCGUGGAGAAAUUUGUUUUGUCAAGGGAAUGACUCUCGCCUUCCUCGCAGGCGCAGAGAAGAGACGCAUGCGAGAGAGGCUGGACAGCGAGAACGGCGCCCCCGGCCCGAGCAAGAAGAGCAAGCACAUCAGACAAGUUUGGAUGCCGGCGCGCACAGACAAAGGAGAGAAACACCCGAACGCGGAGGUCCGGCGAACAUCUCUGCGGCCUUGGUCGGCGUCUCCGGCCGUCGGGUCAAGAAGGAAGCUGACUCUGCCCUUUCCGCUGUCUGGACAGCCGUGCGCGGGGAACUCUGUGUCGUUUUCUCCUCGCGGUCGCGGCCAAUGCUGCGGCGCGAGUGAGGCCAAGAAGCGGAGUUUGUCGGCGCAGACGAAAGGCGACGGGGCGCAUGGGUCGCCCGCGUCUGCUCUCUCUGUCGUCUCUUCGUGUUUCGCGGCCUCGCUGUCAAACACUCCGAAGCGGCUCCGCAGAUGUCUCUCCCCCUACCACCGCCAGGCGUCUCUCGAGAGAAACGAGGAGCGACUCGAAGACGAGGCAGAGACCGAAGGCGGAGCAGGGACAAGGCAGCGAGCCACGGAGGAGGCAACGUCGUCGCAGACUCGAAAAACGCAAAAUGGCACAGGCUGCUGUCAGGGUGACCAGGCAGCUGCCCUGCUUGCUUGCGAGGACGAGGCGGGGGCGGGAAAGGCGGAGGGCGAAACUGGGGAAGCGCCCGAUGGAACGGAGACGGACCAGGAAGGUUUCUUCGAGAUGCAUGCACGGAAUCAGAGAGACGACCGCCUGCGCUCGGUCAAUGCAACGCCUGCGCACCCAGUCGGCCUCUCCAGCACUCGCGACUCCGACAUGUUUUCUCCUCUCUCGGCUGCUUCUUCCGCUUCUCGUGCUUCCUCUCUCUCGUCCCUGGCGCGCCCCCGCCAUCUCGGAUCGCUCGCUGCUGGGGCUUCGCAGGAGGCUUUCUGGCCUCUGAGAGGCGCCCAGGUGAAGCGGGCCGUAGGCUCGGGAGCUGCGGAGGAGCGCGGUGACUUUUCGCGGUGGAGCUCUUCCUCUGCUUCCUGGAGAGACUCAGAGGAUUCUUCCUGCGUCGCCGCCUGGCAAGAAGAAGGCGACGAGAGGGCCGACGCGACCAAGCGAGGAUCGGGCGAUUUAUUGGGACUCGGUCUCUCACUUCUGCCUCGAGACCCGUUGUGUGAGGCGAGGCGGCUCGGGGAACGAGGUACGCAAGCCGAGCAGAGUGUCAUCAGGAGAGAGACAGAGAUGUCCCUUCUCCUGUUGCAUGCGCGCCUGCACUUAGAGCGGGCUCUGAGCAUCUGGAGAACUCAAGGAUUCUCCGUGGGAGUGUUUGGAGGUUACCAGCAGCGCGCAUGGGUGAAGGAUGCCUACUGCGUUCUCUUGGCUGCAUGUGGCCAGGAAAGGCGUCUGCUGGAGAAACUCGCUGAACACGGAGGCGCAGGUUCAUCUUUCUCCUCUCUUGGGGUGAGAUGGGUGGCGAAGGCGAUGGCAGGAGGCACUCAAACAUGCGAAGGAAAUCAGCCAACAGGGGGCUGCGAGAGUCACGAAGGCCUCGAAGAAAAGUAUAAAAUCAAAGAAGUCCUCGCACAUCAACUCGAAAGGGUGAAGGAGCAUAUCUUUUUCUACAGAACGAAACUGGCGGAGGCAUCCGACCCUCACUUUCAGUUCUCCCGUGUUUUUCGCGAUCAACGCGCGAAUUAAAAUACAGAUCGGGAAAUCUCAUGAGGCGGAAAAAACAAAGACGCUGAGACAGAUGCAGCUGUCUCUUUUCGCCGGAUUCCUCCCGUCCGUUCUUGUAGUGAAUGUUACCGACCAGAGGACUACCGAGGUGAUUUCUUUCACUUUCUUUCUGCUGGUCUGCCUAGUGCUCUUCGGUUCUUCGCUGCGUCUUGUCUGUGCUUUUUUCUUUCUCUGUCCCCUCUGUCCUUCAGUGCCCUCUGCCGCUGAUUCGACUUCUGCUCGUGGCACCUGCGACGGGGAAGAAAGAAAGGGAGACUCCAGGGAUGGCAUGUGGUGGCUUGUGUUUUGAUUCGGUGCCUGAAUGCGAAGUGGCUAAACAAACCCCCGACAUCGCGAAAGGGCAACGAGAGAGCCCAGUUCUACGGGGAGGUCUCUUUCUAUUGUCUCCCGGUGUACGGACCACACAACACAGGUUUUGUAACUACCGUUUUGCCAAAGAAACUUAUCCAGUUCGAAUGCGUCGGCC
Molecule: messenger RNA, 8370 nt
Organism: Toxoplasma gondii ME49
Lineage: Eukaryota; Apicomplexa; Conoidasida; Eucoccidiorida; Sarcocystidae
Exons: 3
Coding region: 468-7865 (2465 amino acids)
Source: RefSeq, a predicted model, not a curated record